ACGGGAAGAAGAGAGGACCUUGUAGCGACUCGCUUGUGUAACAUCUAACAUAAUGUGUUUUCGUAACAUCAUUGGCAGUUGUUUGCCAUCCCAAAGUCAUUUAAACAUUUACCUAGCUGUUUACGGCUAUAAUAACACGUAGCUGUAUUAAUAGUUAUUUAACAGACAGUUAGCUGAUUUUAAUUUUUUAAAGAGAUGUUUCCUAAAGUGAUGGUCGUCUUGACCACGGGUUUGGUCAGGUUUACCAGGUGUGUAGAUUCAAAGACUGCGAGAUUGUUAAAGCCAGUCCUCUGCAAAAACCUACAUCGGACAGUCAGCACCGAGUCUGCGGGUGUCAGGGUGCUGUAUGAUGGACUAUGUCCCAUAUGUGUGACAGAGAUACGAUUCCUCCAGUUUCUACAGAAAAACCGGCCUGGUGUGGUACAUUUUAUCGAUAUCGCUAAGCCAGGCUACGAUGAGGCGAAAUACAAGGACGUGACUUAUGAGAUGGCCAUGGAGGAAAUGCAUGUGAUUGAUGAAAAAGAUGAGGUUCACCGUGGGGUUCCAGCAUUUGCGGUCAUGUAUGGCGCUGUGGGCCUCGGCUGGUUGGGUCGUUUUAUGAUGUGGUCACCUGUGCGGCCAUUCAUGGACAAAUCAUACGCCAUCUUUGCCAAAAAUCGAUUAAAGUGGACCGGACGUGGGGAUGAAUGCACAACAGGACGCUGUGAAAAGAAGAUUAAUUGACUCUCAAUUGCAGAAAUGUACAGCUCUGUGAAUAAGUACAUAGAUAAGACUUUAAAAAUAAAACAUAGUUGAUCCUGUAUAAUCACCUCUUUAUAAUAAUGAUCUAAAAUUCAAUUUAAUUUAAUGUGUGACCUCUUCACUAUACAAAUGUUGCUCAGUUUUUCUUUAUUUUGUUUGCAGUUUAACAGAAAAAAAAUGGUAAAACACACUGAUACAAGGAUUAAAAUGCCAUUUAUAAGACAUGGCAGCAACUUGCAAGAUAAAACGGCAAGCUGUUAUUAAAAGUUUUGUAUCUGAUGAAGGUGGUGUUCUCACAUUUGUUAUCUAAAAGAAUAUACCAGAAUGUACUGACAACCAUGAUGUUAAACGUUUUUUAACAAGCUAUUUUUUCAGAUUUUUUUUGGAUCAGCAAUUCAUCCUGGUCUUGUGAUCGUCUUCUCAGCCUGAUGAGUACUCUAUCAAAAUCGCUGGGAGACGACAAGCAAUCAGACAAAAGAAACUGUAAAUGCAGAAAAAGAUGGCGGUUCAGACAAAGAACCUGACUUUGAAAGACAGAGAGAAAACGUGCAUUACAUUAAGGGCUGUUUGGCAAAUAUAUUGCACAGAGAUAAGACAGAAAAUCACUGAAGCGAAAUACAGUCAAUUUCCUGUCGCACAGUAUCUCAGAUUGAGGUUCUUUCAAAAAGCAGAAAAAAAAAACAAACUUUCAAGGAGCUGCCACUAGAUGUCAUCAUAAGUCUAAAAUAAUAGCAGCAGUAGGAGAUGAGAGAAUUGUUCCUUAGAAACUGGGAAAUGUCAGCUGUGAUUGAUUAAGUCACUAACUUCUUUGUUUUUCUCAUUGCCACUCAGUAGAACAACUUGUUCUGUUUUAGAGCCUUUGCAGAUCAUUGAUUUAAAUGAUGCUUUGAAAGGGAUGUGCGUGGUCAGAUACAAACACUUCUAUCCUUAAUUUCAUACAAGCAUCUCUUCUAAGAGACGACAACAAUGCACUGCACUGCUCACAGACAACAGGAGUUAUUUCUAUUGGAUCUCAUGUUUACAAAAAUUUUCUGCUGUUUCGAGCACGUUCUUGUACUUUUAGUGUUGAGUAAUAAGGCAGGAAUAUUGUCAUUCCACAUUUCUUUUUAUUUUUAAUUAAAUAAAUACUGAGUUGAACUAUAAACCCUCUUCACUGUAUUUAAAUUCAA
Messenger RNA from Melanotaenia boesemani (Boeseman's rainbowfish), 1910 nucleotides. RefSeq lists its product as uncharacterized. NCBI's taxonomy places the organism in Eukaryota, Metazoa, Chordata, Actinopteri, Atheriniformes, Melanotaeniidae. Gene Ontology annotation, molecular function: protein-disulfide reductase activity. Bases 196 to 723 code for a protein of 175 amino acids. The transcript has 3 exons. The record is from RefSeq and is a predicted model, not a curated record.